GUUAGCGUGUGGGAGGCGCGGCUGGGUUGCUACAGCCAGAGCUGGGCGGCGGCGGCGGCGGGCGCUGCCGGAGGAGCCCGAGGCGGUGCGCCAUGGAGGGGCUGGAAGAAAAUGGAGGUGUUGUCCAGGUUGGAGAACUGUUGCCUUGCAAGAUUUGUGGAAGAACAUUCUUUCCAUUGGCACUGAAAAAGCAUGGACCCAUUUGCCAGAAAACUGCCACUAAAAAAAGGAAGACUUUUGAUUCCAGCAGGCAGAGAGCUGAAGGCACUGAUAUUCCCACAGUCAAACCUCUUAAACCCAGGCCAGAACCACCAAAGAAGCCAUCUAAUUGGAGAAGAAAGCAUGAAGAAUUCAUUGCUACCAUAAGAGCAGCAAAAGGCCUUGAUCAGGCACUUAAAGAGGGGGGCAAACUUCCUCCUCCCCCUCCACCUUCUUAUGACCCUGAUUACAUUCAGUGUCCAUAUUGCCAGAGGAGGUUCAACGAAAAUGCAGCGGAUAGACAUAUCAAUUUCUGUAAAGAACAGGCAGCACGCAUUAGUAAUAAGGGCAAAUUUUCUGCUGAUCCCAAAGGAAAGCCAGCUUCUCGGCCACAGUAUAAGCCAUCUCCACUUAAAAAAUCAAAUUCUCCUGGGACUACAUCAUCAGGAUCUUCCCGACUACCACAACCAAGUACUACUAACAAAACUGUUGUAGGUGUGCCUUCGGGUAAAGCAUCUUCAGUUAACAGUUCUCUGGGAAACAAACUUCAGACCUUAUCUCCUUCUCAUAAAGCAAUAGCAGCCCCCCAGGCAGGUAAGAUGGACAAGUUAGGCCCUCCACUCCGAACUGGAAGACAUGUGCAAAGGUUGUAUGACAAUGAUACAAAGUCAGACAGUGCCUUCAAAAGACAUGAGUUAUUUCCAGUUUACAAAGGUAACAUCAAACCUCGAAAUACUACACCUCCUAGCUUGGCAAGAAAUUCUGGGGCUGGUGUGCUUACCAACAAAAGAAAAACGUUUACUGAGAGCUAUGUAGCCAGGCCAGAUGGAGACUAUACAUCUUCAGUUAAUGGUGGAAACAUUAAAGGCAUUGAGGGAAAUUCAUCUGGACACUUACCAAAGUUCUGCCAUGAGUGUGGGACAAAAUACCCUGUUGAGUGGGCAAAGUUCUGCUGUGAAUGUGGCAUUCGAAGAAUGAUUCUGUGAACAGAAUCUCACCGGUUGAGGGGCGAGGCUCAGAAUUUGAUGAUUAUUGCUGCUUUGACACCCAGGGCACUUCUUCUAGUUAGUUGUGCUAAAGCUAUUUACAGUACCCUUUCCCUUAGUCUGUGGAGCAUAGUCCUUUGGCUGUAUAAUGUGUUUGUAUAUAUUUGUAUGUAUGUAUAUAUAUUCUGUAUAUAAUAAAUCUGAUUUCUUCAACCUGUGCAUUCAAGGAAAUACUUAAGUACAUGUCAAAACCUAAGUUGAUAUGAGAUCAUUGUCUUGGGUAUUGCUCUUCAGUGGUUUAAACACAUUAGUAUACUUGCACAAGCACUCCUAUUCUAGUGAUGAGCCUUAUAAGCUUUAGCAUAACCGCAUCUCUGAACAAGAAAUCAGAAGAGAUGCUGUUGUUGAUGCCUGUGACCAGUAACAUCAUAGAGAAUGGGAUACUGGAGUUUCUGCUCUUAAGAGAAUGUUGUUUAGUCAUUAUCAGUUGAUGUGAAGUCAUUUUCCCAGCUGAACUCUUCAGCAGCUAGUGUUAAAUUCCAAAAAAAAAAAAAAAAAAAAAAAAAAA
Peromyscus leucopus (white-footed mouse) is the source of this 1752-nucleotide messenger RNA. It is a transcript of the gene Zc2hc1a, whose product is annotated as zinc finger C2HC-type containing 1A. NCBI's taxonomy places the organism in Eukaryota, Metazoa, Chordata, Mammalia, Rodentia, Cricetidae. The transcript is spliced from 10 exons. The record is from RefSeq and is a predicted model, not a curated record. Bases 93 to 1184 code for a protein of 363 amino acids.